Molecule: messenger RNA, 3246 nt
Organism: Megachile rotundata (alfalfa leafcutting bee)
Lineage: Eukaryota; Metazoa; Arthropoda; Insecta; Hymenoptera; Megachilidae
Product: mesoderm induction early response protein 1
Biological process (GO): negative regulation of transcription by RNA polymerase II
Cellular component (GO): nucleoplasm
Molecular function (GO): histone deacetylase binding; transcription corepressor activity
Source: RefSeq, a predicted model, not a curated record
AUAUUUAAAAUUACUGUAAGUUUGGUACACAUAAGGGUACAUUUACAAUAAUCUAUGGAAAGAUUUGUGUAUGAAACCGUAUCUUCCAACCAAUAGUAAAAUGGAUACUUCGUAACUUUGAGUGUUCAUGAUUGGUCAUUACAACAAGUAUCAUGAUUUUCCCGCUUUUUAAGAAGCUACAGAAACGUAACGAUACCUUUUAACGAAUAUAAAUAAAUGUAUCGUGUACUUUUUAAAGUAUUUUCUUAAAGUUUAUAGUAACUUUGAACUAUUUUUGUUGAUGCGAUUAUCAUAGUUUUGUCAUUGAUUAAAAUUGUGCCUUAGAAAAAUGUUAGAUAUAUCAUGAAACUCUUGUGCUGACAAAUUUACUAAUAUUUGUGAAAAUGUACAUUGAAAUCAGAUUUCUAGUGAUGUGAAGUGAAAUUUAUUACAGCAUGGAGUGUCAGUAACAAAAAGACUUUCAAGACGCAUGUAGUUUGUACUAUAUUGUUUAUUAAAAUGACUUGUUGUUGUAAACAUGAAAUCAGCAUGAACGUCAUCAAAUUUUAAGGUUAGAAAAUUUAAAGAAGAUCUACAAUGCAGGUUGCUUAAGGACACUCUUGUUCACUAUCAUAAAUAGUGUGCAUCGAUCACUGAGUACAUUCUUCUAUAGUAUCUACAUGACAUGAUUCUGUUUUGGUUACCGCAAGAGACAUAAAAAUGGCAGAUCGAGAUUAUGAUAUGGGUCCAGCUACUGAAAUGAUGGUAAAUGAUUUUGAUGAUGAACGGACUUUAGACGAAGAAGAAGCUUUAGAAGGUAGUGAAGAUUCUCACAACGAGUUGUCCAACUUGCAAAAGGAAGGUGAUAUGCCACUAAAAGAUCUACUUGCGAUGUAUGGAUACGGGGAUCCGUCGACUGAAAAUUCGAACAGUUCCGAUCGAAUGUUAAUACCAUCCGGAAGCGGCGAUCCAGAAGUUGAAGGACAGUACUCGGAUAAAGGUGACAACGAUGCGGAUGACGACGACGACGACGACGAAGCAGAUGCAACUAGUAACGAGCCAGAUCUUAAACAGUUUUAUUCAGAGAUGCUGGUAAAAGGAAAAGAUUCGACGUCAUUGGCGGGAUCGACGAUGAAAGGAAGCAAUACUGGUACCGUAGGUACUGGAGAUAGUGCUAGACGACAUCGAAUUCACGACGAUGACGACGACGAUGAAGAAGGAGAAGGCGAAGAAUGUUCCAUGACCGAUGGUUGUAGUAAUAAUGAAAAUACGAGGACAGCUCCAACGAUAGGGGGUACUAGUGCCGCAAAGUGUAGUGGUAUAACCACGCUUGCUGGUUGUACAAACGAUAAUACUGUUGGUGGAGUAGAGGGUAGUAUUAGUAGUGGUACUGUCGACGGAGGAGAGGAUGGAAUAGUUAGCGGUGCCAUUGGUAGUGGUACAUCAAGAUUAUUACGAAGCGUUUCACGACCACAGAGCGAGGAAGAAGAAGAUGAUUGCGACUAUAGUCCAGACGAGGAAGAAUGGAAAAAGACAAUCAUGGUUGGUAGCGAUUACCAAGCGGCUAUUCCGGAAGGGCUUUGUCGAUACGACGAUGCUUUACCUUAUGAAAAUGAGGAUAAAAUGUUAUGGGAUCCCAGUCAUAUUCCCGAAGAAGAAACUGAAGAAUUUUUAGAACGGGCACAAUUACCGGCCGUGCAAGGUGGUUCCUUGCCUGCAGGAUCUCAUAUUAGAGACGACGAACAAGCAUUAUAUUUAUUGUUACAAUGUGGUUACAAUCUUGAAGAGGCAUUAAGGAGGCGUAGGAUGAACGUUGUACCGCCAACGGACGCAGUUAGCCUUUGGUCGGAGGAAGAAUGUCACAACUUUGAAUCCGGAUUGCGAACAUACGGAAAAGAUUUUCAUCUUAUACAGAAGAAUAAGGUUAGAACGCGAUCUGUCGGUGAAUUGGUGCAAUUUUAUUAUUUGUGGAAGAAAACGGAACGCCACGAUAUAUUUACGUACAAAGCUCGUUUAGAAAAGAAAAAAUAUGCUUUACAUCCUGGUAUCACCAGGGACUAUAUGGACCGAUUCCUGGAGGAGCAGGAAGGUGUACGUGAUCGUAGCAGUUCCCCGAACGUUCAUUGCUUAUUGUAUGGCGAUGCUAAACGACAAAGAACAACCGCGAGCGCAGCGAAUACCGACGAACCAAAAUCAACGGAACCAUGGGAUGGUACUGCGGUUGAUCCUUUGGCAGAUCUGAAUGGACCAACUGUGGCACCACCACCACCUCCACCUCCGCCUCCACCACCACCGGCACCGACCGCUGUAACCGUAUCAUCUCCAGCUACGGUUUCAACUACAUUGCCAACUUCGAUGUAUUGUACUACACCAGCUCGUCAUUCCGAUUGUUCACCGUCCGACACUAGUUAUGCUAAUCCACACAUGUGGUCGAAUUUAACGUCUCGAAGUCACUCGACCACCUGCAUCGUAACAACGGUUACUGUCAGUACUACGACCAGUACCGUUCCGAUGGUUACGUCCGUUGGGAUUACAAGUACGGUUACGACGAGUUCGAUCGUAACUUCCGUUUCCUCGAACAAUUUUUACCACUCACGAGUGACGUCGAGAGGUAACGAUUCACACGAUUCCCCGUCACCUGAAAAUAUUUUACCUCAUUUGCCCCCUUAGCGUCGAACACGACCUUCAGGUUUUUAGCCUGGAAGGCGUCGAAUGUCUUUUUACGUGACGCGCUUUAUUCAGCACUCGCGUCAUCGCUAUCGUCGAUAACAUAUAACAUUCGUUAAUAUCACGAAUUAUAUUUUUAUACCGUAUCGUAAUAUGACUGUCGAUUACAUCAAGCGUAAUGAAACGUUAUUCGCGAGGCCGAAAAUUUAUAAGAUACGUUAAACGGAGAAUCAGUUGAAUAGCGAGUGGCACGUGAACGUAAAUUACUAUAGCUUUUUCUCCACUUUGUGCUUUCUACUUUCCGAUCGUUUCUAUCAUUCCUGUAGACCAGAUUUAUAAAGAAAUGAGUUUAAAUCGUCAAAACGAUUCACAUUUCCAGAUCUAUAAAUAAUUAAGCGUUAUCAAAGUGAGCAAGCGAUAAGUUGAAUUACAGAAUUGUAGCGCCGGGCGCAAAUUUAAAAAAGGAUAAUUGUAAUGUUGUUCUAUGCACGUGUCUGAUCACUGGUACUAAUUGUACAAAAUUACGAUCCACGAAUCUGACAACGUACAAGAUCUCGGUAAUCGUUUAAGAUGGUUAAAUUAAAUGAAAUUCGAUAAAAA